AUGUCCCCAAUCUCACAACAAAACCUCUCAGCCGCAUCGAAUAUCCUCCACAACCCUGUCUCCAGCAAAGUUGACGUAGGACUUCCUAACAGCAUGCGUCUCAAAACAUGGGGAAAGGAUUUGAAGUCCCGUCUCAGAACCAAAACGACGUCUUUGGCUUCAGUAUCACCUCCAAUCGCAAUCCGUCAGCAUAGUGGAAACCAGGCCCAGGAACCUCCCCACCCUCAAGAUUUAUGGCAAUCUGCGUAUGAUCAGCUAGGCCGGAAGGAACAACAGGCUUUGUCAACAUCUGAACUAAUCCCUGCCCAAAUACGAAGCAAUCAGAACGGACAUUCCCCAACAGAGGCUAUAAUUGAGGGUGUCAUUCAGAAGACUAAACAACAAUAUGAAGAAUGCCAAAAUGGGGCCUUGAAAAUCCGGAGAUCCACGGGGGAGGAUAUCAAUCUUCGAGAACUGUCACGCAACAUAAUUGAUGCGGCGUUAUCCUUCAAGGAUAUUAUCAGUGCGGUGGUAGCCUACGAUCCGACUCAAUACGCAGCAAGUGCUUGGGCUGUUGUCUCACUUGGUUUGACUAUGACUAAAAACCGCUUUGACCUGCGCGAUACCUUAUUUGACUCUGCAGAGUAUCUGGCAAAUGUUCUUGCCCGGUGUGCCUAUAUUGAGAAAGGCAUCUACCGCAACGAUGCAUGGAAAAAUGCCGAAAUAGCACGCGCUAUCAUUGGAGUUUAUAAAGCCAUCCUCCACUAUGCGGCAGAGGUGUCAACUGCUCAACAGCCCAGUAUGGGAAGGUGGAUACAGGACACUGUUACCGGAUUCACCAAGCAACGCCUCCUCGACCUCCAAUCCUCGGUCAAAGAAGAAGAGCAUUAUCUGCAUCAAUGGGUUCAGAUGGAUCAGCACUUGCGCCAUAAUGAACAAGCGGAGCUUCUUAUCAGCCAAUGUGACAAGAUGAUAGAGUCUGUUCAAGGGCUCAUCCAGCGUUUCAGCCUACCCAUUGCAGAAGGCGCGUUUUAUGAUUCCUAUGACAGUCAGCAUGAAGACAAAUGUCUUCCAGAGACCCGAACUGAGAUUCGUCGCCAGAUUACAGAUUGGGUUGCGUCGCCCGACGGGAAAUGCAUAUUUUGGCUAAAUGGCAUGGCAGGGACUGGGAAGUCAACCAUUGCCCGCACCGUUGCACAGUCCUUUAAAGAGAAGGGGCUACUGGGCGCAAGUUUCUUCUUUAAGAAGGGCGAAGCAGAACGUGGCAAUGCGAAAAGAUUAAUAUCAACGGUCGCAAAACAAUUGAUCACCAGCACGCGUCAGUUAGUGCCAGGCAUCAUGGCCGCGAUUCAAAACGAUCCACAUAUUUCCUCGAAAUCCCUUAACGAACAGUUCCACAAGCUUCUCCUUGAGCCACUAGUCAAUCUAAGGUUAGAUGAGCCUACGUCUACAGUGAUUGUGAUUGACGCUUUAGAUGAGUGCGAGGAAGAGGAUAUAAGACUCCUUUUAGAUCUCCUACCACAGGUAGAUCAAUCCAAAUCUCUACGCGUACGGAUCUUCUUGACAAGCAGACCUGAGCUUCCAAUCCGGCUUGGUUUUCAGCAAGUUCUAGAACAUCAGGACUUGGUGCUUCAUGAGCUUCCCACUCCAGUGAUUGAACGUGACAUAAGGCUAUUUCUCCAAGAUCGACUAGGUAAAAUACAGAAGGAGCAUUCAUUGCCCCCUGGUUGGCCGGGUGAGGAUACUAUGGAGAUUCUACUAUCUCGAUCGCUUCCUCUGUUUAGCUUCGCAGCUACAAUGUGUCGCUUCAUUGGAGAGAAAUAUCAGAUACCCGAGGACCGUCUUGACGCAGUUCUCAAUGAUUCGGCAUCUACAUCUGGCUCGCAGAUGGAAAGAAUAUAUCUGCCGAUCCUGAACAAACUGCACAGGGAGAUGGAGACGACCAACUUUGCACAGGAGAUACAGGAAGUACUGGGAGUCAUCAUUCUGUUGGCAGCCCCCCUUUCCGUUCAAGCUCUCGCAGGGUUCAUUAAUAUCCCUGAAAGGAGAGUUCGCUCUCGUUUAGCCGCGUUUCACUCUGUACUUAGAGUGCCUAGCAACGGUGAAGCCCCAGUCCGCACGCUGCAUUUAUCCUUCCAGGAAUUCCUUCUCAACACAAAUAGUAUUUUCCAUGUCAACGAGAAGGAAUCACACAAGAAGAUAGCAUUAUAUUGCCUUUCCACUAUGAACUCUAGCCUCAAACAGAACAUCUGCGGUCUGCCAAGCUAUGGAACUCAGCGAGCAGAUAUCGACCGUCACAUUAUUAACAAGUCCCUUCCAGCAGAGUUGCAAUAUUCCUGCCGCUACUGGGCAUACCAUAUCAAGCAGGGCGAGGACCAGGUACAUGAAACAGAAGUUCUUCUAUUUCUAAAACGACACUUUCUUCACUGGUUGGAGGCCAUGAGUUUGAUGGGGGUAAUGUCGGAGGUGGUCAAUAUAAUAAACACACUACGGCCAACAGCACAAACCGACCAGCGUUCUGAGCUUUCAUUAUUCUUGCAUGAUGCCAAGCUGUUUGUACUGAAAAGUAUUUAUAUCUCCAACGACUUUCCACUCCAGUUAUAUUGCUCGGGGCUUGCCUUCUGGCCGACGUAUAGUAUUAUUCACAAGGCUUUUCAAGAAAGCCAAAGAUGGGUAUAUAUCUUACCACAGCUUGAGAGUUCAACGAGCGCAGACCGACAAAACAUGAAGGGCCAUUCUGACACGGUUCAACCUGAGUCCUUCCCACUAAAUGGUCAGAUCACCUCCGCAUCCAAGGAUAAUCCCGUUAAAACCUUGGACCAUUCCAAUUCUAUUGUGUCGGUGACAUUUUCGCCAGACGGAGAGAUGGUCGCAUCUGGCUCUAAGGAUAAUAUUAUCAAGCUCUGGGAUCCCAAAACCGUUGAACAGCUGCACAUCUUAGACGGCCAUUUUGACUCGGUUGUGUCAGUAGUAUUUUCACAUGACAGUCAGAUACUCGCCUCUGGCUCGUAUGAUCAUACUGUUAAGCUCUGGGAUAUCAAGAGCUGUCAACAGCUGCGCACUCUCCACGGUCAUUCCGACUCAGUUGUGUCUGUCGCCUUCUCACCCGAUAGCCAGAUCAUUGCCUCAGGCUCCGAUGAUAGUACCAUCAGGCUGUGGGACGCCAGGACUGGUCAGCAGCUACGUACAUUAAAGGGCCACUCCGACUGGGUUCAAUCAGUGGCAUUCUCACCAGAUGGUCAGAUAGUGGUCUCCGGUUCCUAUGAUAAUACCAUUAAGCUCUGGGAGACCAAGACGGGUCAGCAGCUGCGCACUCUUGAAGGUCAUUCUAGCCUAGUUGCCUCGGCUGUCUUCUCGCCAAAUGGCUACAUGAUCGCCUCCGGCUCCUACGAUAACACGAUCAAACUGUGGGAUACCAAAACUGGCCAGCAUCUCCGGACCCUAGAGGGCCAUUCCGGACUAGUCCGGUCGGUCGCCUUCUUGUCAGAUAGUCGUAUAGUUGUCUCUGGCUCCUAUGAUAGCACUAUUAAACUCUGGGACACUGAAACCGGUGAGGAAAUGCGGACCAUACAGGGCCAUUCUGGCCCGGUUCGGGCAGUAGCGCUUUCACCGGAUAGCCAAACAAUUGCCUCUGGUUCUUAUGACAAUACUAUCAAGCUUUGGGACGCCCAAACCGGUCAACAGCUGCGCACGCUGGAGGGCAAUUCAAGCCCGGUUGUCUUCGCAGAGGAUGUUCAGCUGGUCCAGUCAAAUUCCCUGCUAUCUGUGGAGGAUGGCUGGGUAACCUUUGCAGGUGAGAAGGUAUUGUGGCUACCCUUCGAUCAUCAGCAAUUUUCCUCUUCCGUCGCCAAAGAAAAUACACUUGCCCUAGCGUAUCCAGAUGGACGAGUGUGUUCCAUGGAGUUUCGUGCACCUGCCGUGUAG
Messenger RNA from Aspergillus nomiae NRRL 13137, 3903 nucleotides. RefSeq names its product NACHT and WD40 domain protein. Lineage: Eukaryota; Fungi; Ascomycota; Eurotiomycetes; Eurotiales; Aspergillaceae. Gene Ontology annotation, cellular component: transcription repressor complex; nucleus. The coding region runs from base 1 to 3903 and encodes 1300 amino acids. The record is from RefSeq and is a predicted model, not a curated record. The transcript is spliced from 3 exons. Gene Ontology annotation, biological process: negative regulation of transcription by RNA polymerase II. Gene Ontology annotation, molecular function: protein binding.